AGUGAAAAGUCACAGUGGUUUUAAAAAUGCAUGUGUUUGUAUCUCGAAGCCAAACAUAAGUCGGGUGCCAGACGAACCGACCUGCAGUUCUUCAAGGGCCGCUGAACGAGGCCUGUCUCUGGUCGACUGCUGUGCCGCCAUCCGGAGUCGGGGCUGACGGAGGCCUAGAGGAGGACCACCGAGCAGCAUUUGGGAGGACUGACGGAGUCCACAGAGGUCUGACGUGGCGAUCUGGGCUAACAUGUCUCGUGUGACCAUCUCCCUACUUCUGGUGGCGGUGGCCGGGUUUGCCAGCAGCGAUACUGAGGUAUUGGUAAAUGAAGAGCUCGCCAUCCCGUCUCUGUUCAGCCCUACGCGGUACCUGAUGGUGAGACCGGUGUCCAACCCCUCUGAGAAGAUCCGCGUCAGCACCGGCGUUUCUCUGGUUGACGUGGACUUCCAGGAGUCUGCCAACACGGCCACGCUGGGUGGGUGGCUGCAGCUGGAGUGGCUCGAUCAGCGGGUGAGCUGGAGCGGCGGCAAUGUGACAAAUACGCGCGUCAAUCCGGCCAACAUCUGGAGUCCGGACCUGACCGUCUACGAUCGGCUGCCCGUGACGGCCAACUGGGUGUUGCCGAUGCCGGCGGUCGUCUACCGCAACGGCAAGGUGCUGAACGUGCCGCCGGUGAGCUUCACAGUGCGCUGCCAGCGCCGACAGACCGACACACAGGACCGCGUCACCUGUCCCUUCAAACUGGGCUCCUGGACGCACAGCGUCGAGGAGAUGGAGCUGGUGCUGAAGAGCAAGACCAUCAGCACCGACGAGAUGAUCAACAACGGACGCUGGACGGUCGAGUCGACAUCGCUGGCCUACAAAGAACGGCAGUACGAUUGCUGCGAGGAGAUGUACGGUCACAUCCAGGGCGAGAUCGUUCUGAAGCCUCAGCUCUCUUAGGCCCGUUGUACCAACAUGUAGAAAGGUGAUGGCGCCAGCCGUCUCUACGUAACUUCUUCAGACAGUCCAGCGCAGGAUGACUACGUCGGUGGUGUUGUUACCGUUUAAGUAACUCAGUAUAUGCACCGUUGAGUGUCGAUGCAUUCGCUGUAAUAAUACAUUUAUAGCGGCUGCC
Molecule: messenger RNA, 1109 nt
Organism: Amphibalanus amphitrite
Lineage: Eukaryota; Metazoa; Arthropoda; Thecostraca; Balanomorpha; Balanidae
Product: acetylcholine receptor subunit alpha-type acr-16-like
Exons: 1
Coding region: 242-934 (230 amino acids)
Biological process (GO): monoatomic ion transmembrane transport; regulation of membrane potential; nervous system process
Cellular component (GO): membrane; synapse; neuron projection
Molecular function (GO): neurotransmitter receptor activity; transmembrane signaling receptor activity; extracellular ligand-gated monoatomic ion channel activity
Source: RefSeq, a predicted model, not a curated record